Messenger RNA from Pocillopora meandrina, 4327 nucleotides. NCBI's taxonomy places the organism in Eukaryota, Metazoa, Cnidaria, Anthozoa, Scleractinia, Pocilloporidae. The record is from the annotation of a GenBank genome assembly.
AUGCAUGAUGUCAAGCGUGAAAAGGUUUUGGGUCACAGGUUCGGGGGCAAAAACAGAAUUUUAUAAAUCGAAAGACAGCUGAACUCGGUAACAUUGAUACGUACUUGAAGAUAGAGAUCUUUUCAUUACAACAUGUCCCAUUGUCAGUUUUGGUUGGUUUUCUUGGCUGUGGUUUUGGUAGAUGGUUGGCCCCGACAUCACCACAAACCCAAACCAGGUACAAAAAAAAAAGCCUUUGUUAAUUGCUUAUGGAAAAAAAGGAACUUGGAAGUCGAAUGUUUCUAAGAUUUCCUUUCCAAAAGUGCUACAAAAUGUGAUUUCGACUAUAACGUUCCCGAAAAAACCUGUCGCUUUUUCACUUCACUUAAACGUCUCAUUAUGACAUAUGAAAUAAGCAAUUGUUUACUGACGUAGAAAUCAGAAGACAGAUCAAAAUGAAGUAUGGGAAUUUUAUUUUGACGAUGUUGAAGUUUAAACUCAUUCAUUGUUUCCGUUCAUUUGCAAAGAAAUUCUUUUCAGCUGCUGACGCACAUGUUUCAAUUUACAAUUGAUUUCAUUGAAAGGGAGAAUAAUGCCCCCCAACGAUCCUCUCUCACACCACUGCUUGCUGAUUAAUGAAAAGAAUGUCUUCUACCUGUUGAACUGUUUUAUCUUACUUUUACCGUUUCAUCUCGUCUAUUUAGCUUACAAUAGUUAAUUCCUUAACUGAAGUCAUUAAUUAAAACAUUCCGUAUUCUCUGCGAAUCCAUAUGACAAAAUUUGAUCAAAAUAUAUGGAAAAAAAUAAGGAAUUGCCUUGUUAACAGGAAAGAGCGAUUUCAUGAAAUUUGAGCCAUAUUUGUCAUUAAAUUAUCUCAUUGAUGGAACAAAUUGAGCUCGUGAUGAAAGUUUAUAGUUCCUAGCGACCAGAGAAAAAUAGAUAGCAAGAUUAUUCAUCUUAAAACCCUGGAAAGUUUGAGGGUAGGAGGAAAUUUUUUGAUUUGGCAAUCAGUUCGACACUUCAUUCAGCAGGCUAAGUUUUUUAUCUGAUCCAGGCUGGAAUUCGAAUAGCCCGGCUCAGAACCUUCAUAUCGAAACAAGGUCUCAAAGCUUACCUAGGUUAUAUCAGGGGAGUCGAUGUGAUUCAUAAGUCGUAAUGGUGUCCGACAGCAUACUGGGAAAUGGAGUUUUCGUUGUCUCGAGCUUGUUACGAAUGUCCAACAAGAAUCUUUUCUUUAGAAAUGACUCAAUUGCUUUGAGGUCCUUGACACAAUUAAUGCCAUAUAACUUCAGGUGGUAACUUUUAGUUAAUAAGAGGGUCUCAAUGGGGUUGUGGCUUUUACGGUUGAGGUUCAAAAUGUUUGGCCCUUUUACGGCUUAUUAACCCAAAAUGACAGAAAAUAACACCUUGUAGAAGGAAACAUUUUAAGGAUAAUCUAUUUCUAAAACUAACGGUUAAAAUUUGACAAUUUGACUAUAUUUUUGUCGCUUUAAAGCUAACGGUUUACCCCUUUAAGGCUUCUCUUAUAAUGUUGCUACAAAAUUUUAAGAUUGUUGAGUGUAAAAAAGGAAUUUGUUCAAAUUAUUCUGACCUUAUUUUAGUUAUUAAUGAAUUGUUAAUCAUGAGCAAUAAUACACUCAAGGCUCUUUUCUAGCUCGGAUUAAAUUCAAUCAAUGUGCAGUUUUGUAAAUGUUCACCUCAUCAUCCCAAUCUUUAUAGCACCCGAUCAAAAACCGAAAAAUCAGGUUGUACAGUAUUACCAACAAGCCACAGCUGACCAGCCCCUGUUGGAUGCCCCUGGAGAUCCCCAGAACUUGAACGUGUAUAAUGUUCAGGUGCAAAAAUCACACAAAGACAACAAAGUGUCCGGACACAUGGGUCCACAUAGUGUGUCUGUCUCAAUGCAGGGGCCUGGUACGGUUUCCCUGGAUACCAGCCAGCUAAAUGUGCACCCUGAAGACCAGCAACCAGACCACACCAUCACCAUGAUAAAGGACAGCGGCGCAUGCCCGCAGUGUAGCUCGGUGAAUGUGAAAACAGGUAGAGGCGACACAUGUACCUUUAUUUUCAGCGCAGUGGAGUUGUAUUUAACUUUAGAAAUCUCUAACUUUUGCCGCAUGGGGGACUGAUCAUUGUCUUUAUUUAUGUUGGGAUAUCAAUUCUCCUGAAAUAUAAUCGUAUAGAGUUGAUCGUUAAACAACAGUCUCCGAAGCUUUCAUCGUUUCCCUGAUAAAUCAUGAUACACUGAUAAGUUAUAAGCUAAUAAACCAUGAUUUGCUGAUAAGCUAUAAGCUGAUAAGUAGCUCACCUCCCUGACUUCUUUUCUUUUUUAUUUAAGGUCUCAAAGGGCCCAUACCACUUCCUCUCACAGGGGCCUCGACACCAGUAGAACAAUCGAAGGAAGAAAAACCAGGGCAUGACGGAGUGAGUCUUACACUAGACGAAGAAAAACAAACGCGCCCAAAGCAAAAACCAACCAAGGCAGAUUUACCCGAUGAAGCGAGUCUUACACUAGACGAAGAAAAUCAAAAACGCCCAAAGCAAAAACCAACUAAGGAAGAUUCACUCGAAGAAGGACAUGUAAAUCACGUGCACGAGCCCGAGCAGUUGGGUCAUGAACCCGAGGAGGAGGACAAAUCUGUAACGAAACCUGGAGCUGAGACGCCGAUGACUCACGUGCUCCAUCACAUUGACAAGAUUGCCAAUAAGGUUAUUAAAAACCUUGAAAGUUCUCUACCUGUUGCGAACCAGAAACCAAAGCGUGAGUAGUAACUAAGAUUAACACAGAUAGUGAGAAUCGUCGAAAGUUUGCAUGGCCAACCCCCUGCCCGUCCUACCCGUCCCCCCCCCCCCCCCCCCCCUCAGCGAAAAAUAGACUCGCUAAUUUACAAAAGCAUCUUCAAAAUCUUUUAAGUAACAAAAAGUUUAUGGGCAGGUUUUUUUUAAUUGAAAGGAGGCACUUCCUCCGAACAUCGGCAGAUAAUUGUUGCAAGUAUAUGAACAGAAUUGAACCGAACUUAAUCUUUCACGACUUCAAACUGACUUUAAAUAAUCACGCACCAGGCAUGGCAAAGGAAACGUUUAAAUAUUCUUAAUUAAAACGUCCAACAAGAUCAAUUUCAGGGUGAUAUUGACUCGCUAACUUUUGGAGCCAGAACAUGUCCGGAGAAAUCUGCACCGUCAACCACACGGUUUUUUUUGAUGUCUCUGACGUCUCUGAUAUCUACUCCCUUUGUUCUUCUUCUAUUGCAGACGAGGAGCAAGUCAUAAACGGUCACAAAUUGAAAAUAGACAGUGGAGGAAAUCAUCAGAAAGUUGUCGGCAAAAUGGACCCCAAUAAUGUGAAUGUUGUAGCCCAAGGCCCUCAAACAGUAUCUGUGACGUCCAGUGGCACAGAUCUCAGCCAGGAUGUCGUAUUUGAUCCUAAUCCUUAUUGCCCUGACAAACCGUGUCCACCAGGACAAAGCGGCAGCGAAGGAAAAGGACACCAUUAAAAAAAAUGUGGUAGGUAGCAGAAAAUGUUCUUGAAAACUUAUUUCUAUGACAUUAAUCAUACCGUAAUGAUUUUUCUGGUUUUCGAAACGGUAAGCUGAUUCUGCCGAUAAAAAAUCCUUUUAUGUGACUUCUCUCACAUGGAAGAUUGGAAAACACGAUCAUUUGGGGCCUGUGACGUUAUUCAAAAUAGAUGCUAAAAAUUGUCGACGCUUUGAAAAAAUUCUAUAAGAAAAAAACAAUAUUUUUUCUUGAAGAAAAAGAAUGGACGAUGUGCUCGAGUCUUGUUUGAUCGGAAGGAACAUCAAACACUUUUUUGCAAACUCAUUACUUAGAAAUACAUCAAUCUCCUAUUUUUCCUGACGUCAUAUGUUGUCACCAUAGCAACUGGUCGGCAAUUAGUUUUUCCCGUAGCGAUGAACGGAAAACCUUUAUUGACAGUGUAAAAAUAAUGCCCUUGGGUCUCAGAAGAAUCGUGAAAACCUUUUGGGACAAGGUUGAAAUCACUUUAUUACACAUCGUUUACCAAGGGGUAUCAAGCGUAAAACAUAGACGCUUCCUAUGAGCUAGUAUUACUCUUCUCGUUUCCAAACAGAUGGAGAAGAUCGCUACGAACAGAUGACAAACCAGGGUUGCUAAACCAGCGAGAAAGAGGAAAGACGAAUCACAGAAAGUUAAACACUAUGCAGUCGUAUCUUAUUUCAUACCUUUCAUUUUUUUAUUUAAAAAAGGUAUAUUUAAUCUCUAAAGAUAUUCCUAAUGUUCAUUUACUAUUUCAAGGAGAAUGUUGUUGCAGAGAACAGAAAAGUUGUUAGCCAUUUAAACGCUGCAUUAAUAAAUAAAGUCACUAUCUGAA